Branchiostoma floridae (Florida lancelet) is the source of this 1031-nucleotide messenger RNA. RefSeq lists its product as uncharacterized. The transcript has 8 exons. NCBI's taxonomy places the organism in Eukaryota, Metazoa, Chordata, Leptocardii, Amphioxiformes, Branchiostomatidae. The record is from RefSeq and is a predicted model, not a curated record. The coding region runs from base 51 to 1031 and encodes 326 amino acids.
GUGGUAUGCCCUGUUCCCUGAGCCUGCGUGUUUAGUGAAGACAGUCCAACAUGGCGGACAGAUCUUUGGACGACAUCAUCAUCAGAAACCCGCGCUUUGGGUCGUCAGGACGGGGCCGGGGCAGGGGCGGUCGAGGUCAGCCUUCCAGACCAGCUCAGGGGCGUGGCAGUUACCAGGCAACCAAGGCAACCCGACCACAACCCUUCGAUGCCAGGCAGAAACUCAACACACCAAAAGUUGUUGAUGCCCGUCAGAAGCUCCAGGCAAAGUCUCCGGUUGAUGCUCGGGAGAAGCUACAGCAGCAGAGACAACCCGUGGACGCUCGGCAAAAACUUCAGCAGAAGAAGCAGGAGAAGCAGCUGGUUACCGUGACGAUAGGCGACGCCCGGGAACGGUUGAAGCCGGCCUCGCCCGUGGUGAAGGAUGCCCGACAGAUGCUGCAGCUGAAGAGGAAGUCAGGUGACCUGGGUGGGGAGGGGGGCGCCUCCACCAGCGUCAAACAGAAAAACGGCAACCUCACAAUGACGAUUCCAGGCUUUGGAAGUCCAAGUCCUCCAAAAAAGCUGAAGACAGAACCAGCAGUCAGUGUCAAACCAGGAGGAAUGACCAUCACUAUGAUCAACGACACAGCCAGGACUCAGCGGAAACCCUUAUCACCCCCUGUGGACACCCUGUCCACCCCCAAAACCAUCACUAUUGGUUCGCGCCAGCUCAAGGGCAUGACCAUUACCACACUGAACCCAGCUGCCCGGACUGUACCAUCACCACAAAAGAUGGAGCCUUCACUAGCAACAAGACCACUCCCUCCGGGUAAACUGGGCUCAGGCAGUAUCCUCGACUCGCCCGGCGGUCCUGUCAAAAUCAAGAUCGUGAACGACAUGGCCGGUAGGACGAAACCUGGCAGGGCGCGACCGGAACCCAGACUGGAAGAUGCAGAGGAGUUGGUUAUAACCAGAACUAACCCCGUUGCCAUGGCACCCAAACGCCAAGCCAGCCCCGCCGGCACCGAAACAACCCCCUGCUCCAGCUAA